AGAAAGCAGCAGACUGCGCUGGCGGGGUGCGCGCCUAACCCAGUGUCAGUGGGCGGGGCUAUGCAAACGAGGCGCGACUCUCGGCGUGGGAUGCGCGCGGGGUUCAGUGAAGUACUGGCGCGUGAGGGAAUAAGACAAUUGAAGCCCAUCGGCACAGCUAGCUUAGCUUAGCUUAUCUUCGUGAUCUAAUUUCAUUAAAAAAAAAAAAAGAAAAAAAAAAGAAAGUAACGUGAGCAUGGCGUCAAAAUGUCCAAAAUGCGACAAGACUGUGUAUUUCGCUGAAAAGGUGACCUCCCUGGGAAAGGACUGGCAUAAGUUCUGCCUGAAGUGCGAGCGCUGCAGCAAGACGCUGACGGCAGGUGGGCAUGCUGAGCAUGAUGGGAAGCCCUUCUGUCACAAGCCAUGCUAUGCUGCCCUCUUUGGGCCAAAAGGCGUCAACAUUGGGGGUGCAGGCUCUUAUGUGUAUGAGGCGCCCGCCAACAGCAACCCGCCCUCCGCCACUGUGGACAGUGUGCCCAAGCCUGAGGAUAAGAGGCUCCCAGCAGCCAGCAGGGCUCCAUCUAAAGCCGGAAGCGUCACCACCUUUUCUGGGGAGGCCAGCACAUGCCCCAGAUGUAACAAGAAGGUCUACUUUGCUGAGAAGGUAACGUCUCUGGGGAAGGACUGGCAUCGGCCCUGCCUGCGCUGCGAACGGUGCAGCAAGACCCUGGCAGCAGGCAGUCAUGCAGAGCAUGAUGGCAAACCCUACUGCCAUAAACCAUGUUAUGCUGUCCUCUACGGGCCAAAAGGAGUGAACACGGGUGGUGUUGGCAGCUACAUCUAUGACAAGGAGCCCAACACAGAGGCCCAACCAUGAGUUUACACCUUCACACUGCCCCUACAACCACACCCCCAGUGGCAGCUGCUACCACCAGCACACAUGCUUCCCUGAAGAGACCAGUACUUCUGUGGACCUCUCUGCUGAAAAGUGAUGCCACAUUUUACCUCUCUGAUUCUCUAUCCUUAUUCUGACUAAACCUGAUCACCUUCUGUUCGGUAAACCCGACUGGCCCUGUUCCUGCACUCUAUAGACCCUUUGUGCAAUGUGCAUGGCCUCUGGAAGUUCUUGCAAAGCAAGAGUUCUCUCAGUCUCCCUCCUACAGGUUUGAGAGUUCUUGAGUGAGCCCAGUGCAACUUUAUCUUAACUGUUAGAUCACCUGUUUGAUUUUCUGUCUUUCAUCUGUAAUGUAGAUGAAAGUCCACAUCACUGCAGUAUUAUGAUGUGUUUAAUAUCUAACACUUUAUCAAAAUUAAGUUGUGAUAGAUUUCACCUCGCCCAUUUGAAGCAAUAGGUCUGUACCCAGAACAGACCUUGGUUUUCAACAACCAUAAUCACAGUGUGUGUCUCCUGGAUUGGGUGGUCUCUCUAAUAUUAAUGACAGAGAUUAGAGUUCUGGGCUUUUUUUCCCCUUCAUAUGCAAAGGAUGUUUGAAUGGUCUGUUUGACUAGCAGAGCAAUCUCACCUUUGAGCCUCCUUGCACAGGAACAGCACAGGAGCUCGUUGCCAUAAAUCUCUGACACAUUCACCAACCCACGCCUUCUGUUUGGCUGCCUAACGGCAUUCCGAAGUCAGGAUUUUAGAUUUAGUCUAGGAAUUCUGCAAAAAUAUAUACCGUCAAAUGAAGGAAACACAGUAAGGAGUUGAAGCUCGGGGGGUUGAGGGGUUUUGUGAUGGUUGUCUAAUGAUUGAGGACAUUGUACUAGUAUUUAUAGAGCUGUCCAAAAAGCAAAAGAAAUUAAUAAGAUGUUUAAUGUAUUAUGUGUGGUCUGAAUAUUAGAGAACCACCUGCAUAUCUUCUUGUAAUGAAACUACAAGUGUUAAAUUUGCCAGUAGGAAUUAGCUGAUAGGAGCCUUUUUGUUCAGCUUGACAACAUAUUCAUAUGAACAUGCAUUAGAACCUUUUUUUUGGUCUAUUUUGCUGUAUUGAGCUGAGUACUUCCAAAGACUGACUGCUUUUCACUGGAUAGCUCGCACUUAAGUCCUGCUGUUUGUCUUUUUGAUCCCAUAUUAAAGUUUAUAUAUUACUUCUC
This is a messenger RNA of Electrophorus electricus (electric eel), 2070 nucleotides long. It is a transcript of the gene crip2, whose product is annotated as cysteine-rich protein 2. The record is from RefSeq and is a predicted model, not a curated record. NCBI's taxonomy places the organism in Eukaryota, Metazoa, Chordata, Actinopteri, Gymnotiformes, Gymnotidae.